Sesamum indicum (sesame) is the source of this 1321-nucleotide messenger RNA. RefSeq names its product heat stress transcription factor A-2c. The record is from RefSeq and is a predicted model, not a curated record. Gene Ontology annotation, biological process: regulation of transcription by RNA polymerase II. Gene Ontology annotation, cellular component: nucleus. Gene Ontology annotation, molecular function: RNA polymerase II cis-regulatory region sequence-specific DNA binding; DNA-binding transcription factor activity. Lineage: Eukaryota; Viridiplantae; Streptophyta; Magnoliopsida; Lamiales; Pedaliaceae.
ACAACUUUCCUAGAAAGAUAAACACAACAGCUUUAUUAAUUGUUUAAAUAGAGAAAUAUUUAGAGGGCGGGGUGCAGGCAGAUGGUGAGUAUUUACUGCUGCUACAUAGAUAGAUAGAUGAGCAGUAGGUAGUUGAUUGAAUUUCCAUGAGCUGCAGGAAAUCAAAGUGCCCCGCUCCAUUUCUGUCCAAGACGUAUGAUCUCUUGGAAGAAGAGCGUGAGGCUGAGCGUGUCGGCGGUGGUAAGAAGAAGAUAGUGUCCUGGAAUUUGGAGGGGAAUGGGUUUGUUGUGUGGUGUCCGGCAGACUUCUCAGACCUCAUGCUCCCUAGAUACUUUAAGCACAACAAUUUCUCCAGCUUCAUUCGGCAGCUCAAUACCUAUGGUUUCAAGAAAACGGCUUCGAAACGAUGGGAAUUCCAGCACGAAAAAUUCAGGAGAGGGUGCAGGCAUCUGCUGGCGGAGAUGAGGCGCAAGAAGUGCCAGCCCAGUGCCUUCCCAUCCUAUCUCAAACCUUCCGCUCAUCAUCCACCUACACAGGAUAAUAAAUCCAUUGCUGCUACUGCUACUGCUAGUGAAGUACUAUUUAUGGAGCUGAUGGAGGAGAACAAGAAGCUAAGAAGGGAAAGACUCGAAUUGGAAUUGCAGAUUGCUCAUUUCAAGACUAUGGAAAUGAAGUUGCUGGAAUGUCUUUCCCACCCCACCCCCACCCAUCACUACCCACCUUCAAUCCCCAUAAACUAUCUCAAUUAAUUAAUUAUCAGCCCCCUUCCUUUAUUAUAUAUAAUUAUAUCUUGCCUAUCUAUCAUCAAAUAACCCAAUAAUGUUUAACAAGUUCCUUGCAAAUACAUACUUAAUUCCACCUCUUUUUUCCCUUUUGAUCAAAUUCAUGCUAUAUUCAAUAUUUCUGCACAGAAUAUCUAGGCCAUGUUUAUAUCUUAGGUCCGGCACAGUUCACAAUUAUUUGUUUACUUUCCCAGUGUUCAACUCAAGAUCAAUUGCAACUUAAGGGCCGAUACUGGUCCCAAAAUCUUGACAUACUAUAAUCUAGCUCAUCCCACAUCGAUCUAUCACCAUUUCAUCCUAGCUAUAUUACGAUAUGUAAACAUAAUCUUAGAUGAUUGACACAUUAUUUGGAAAAAGUUUGUAUGUUGCAUACUAAGCAUAACAUCUACAAAACCUGCAAGGAGAAUGCAUUGUAAGAUCAAUUAUUUUGUGAAUAUUGAAUAAGCAUGGUGAGGAGGACGUGGGUGCACUUUGUUUUUCUUUUAUUUUGACUUUCAAGAUUGAUUUAUAAAAUGUUGCUGCAAUUCGUGGAUGUUGUU